AAGCUGUUGUCCAAGUCAAUUGCUGUAAUAUCUUCAGUAUCAACAUUUCAUAGAAACCAAUAUCAUCAUAAUAUCAUUACCAUCAUCACCAUCAUUACCUUAACCAAGCACAAACCGGAAAAUAAAGAUUAAAAUAAAUUGUUAGUUGAUCAACUAAAAUGUUAAAUAAUUGUUAAACUGUUUAAACAGUUGAUUUACAAUAAAACGCAAAAAAAGGAUCAAAAUUAGGAAUCCAGAAAAGUCAAAAUCUGUCAACUUGUUGUUUCAUUGAAAAAAUCAAAUCAUUCCCAGUGACAAGUUAAACAAUUUUUUGUUCAAUAACUGUGACAAGUGUUACAUUCAAUUUAAUUUGUUUGAAUUUUGAAACAAUAAUCAAAUUGGAAACCAUCUAAUCAAUUGUGUGUUUGUGUUUAACAAUUGUAAAGUUUCAAAGUCAAUAUUGAAGUCAUCACCAAGCCAACAUCAAACCUUUUUAUAAGGCCAACAUAAAGUCAACAUUGAGCCAACAUAAAGCAACUUGAACCAGCAUUUCAAGUAACAAUUGUUUAACCAUUUUGGAUAUUUUUUGCUUCAAUUGGAUUUGAUAUCAACUCGAUAUGAUUUUAAGAUAAAAUCAUUCCUCGUUUUGAUGGUAAACAAUCAAAGUUUACAUUUUCAUGUCCACUUCAAGUUUCCAUUUGAAGAGGGAAACUUUUUUCUUACCUUUUCUUCCUAAUUUUGUAAUUUUAAGGAAAAAAUUGUUUCAAACCUGAUAUUGCAAGUUGAAAUGAGAGUGGAAAUGUUUGUAAAUAAAAAUGUUGAAGUGAAGUUGAGUUGAAAUUAUUGUUUCCUCUUGUUUGGUGUUCGUGUUUUGGAAGUAAAGUUAUAACUUGAUUAGAUCCAAGCCAAUAUCAAACAAUCAUCAAGCUGGGAUUAAAGGAUAAAUAAGUGAUUGUCCUUUCUCAAUGCCUGCAAGGAAAGGACUUUUGGCUCCACAAAAUACUUUCCUUGACACCAUAGCUACAAGAUUUGAUGGAACUCAUAGUAACUUCGUUCUUGGAAAUGCUCAAGUCCCAAACCUUUAUCCAAUUGUAUAUUGUUCCGAUGGAUUCUGUGAGCUUACCGGCUUCCCAAGAGCCCAUAUCAUGCAAAAAGGCUGCGCCUGCAGUUUCCUGUUCGGUGAGGAAACGUCUGAAGAGCACAAAAAGUCGAUUGAAGAAUCUCUUGAAAAUAAAACCGAACUUAAAUUGGAAGUUUUACUUUACAAAAGAAACGGUAUACCUUUUUGGUGUCUUCUGGACAUCGUUCCUAUUAAAAAUGAGAAACACGAAGUUGUCCUGUUCUUGGCUUCUCACAAGGAUGUAACCAAAUCCAAGAUGGAUGAAGAAGAAGAGGACAACAAAAGCAGUCCAGAUUCCGAUGGCGAAGAUGACAUGGAUGACGAUGAAAGUGAAGGUGAUCAUCCUCGCCUACCUGCAAGCCACUAUCAGCGUCGACGAAGCAGAGCCGUUUUAUAUCAAUUGUCAGGUCACUAUAGACGCAGUGUUAGCAUGAAAUCAAAGCUUAAGUUGAACAAUAAUUUACUUCACUCCUCAUCGCUUCCCGAAUACAAGGCAGCCACCAUUAAAAAACCUCGUUUCAUCCUCUCUCAUUAUGGUGCUUUUAAAACCUGCUGGGACUGGUUGAUAUUGAUAGCAACCUUUUAUGUAGCCAUUGUUGUACCUUAUAGUGCUUCUUUCCGAGAAAGUAACGAUACUCCGGCCACAAUAUAUACUGAUGUUUUUGUUGAAAUUGUCUUCAUAAUUGAUAUAUUAUUAAACUUCCGUACAACUUUUGUAAAUAAGAAAGGUGAAGUGGUAACCAAAUCGAAAUCAAUUGUUAUCCAUUAUAUUCGUGGUUGGUUCUUCUGUGAUCUAAUUGCAGCUUUACCUUUUGAUGUUUUGUACGCAGCCAAUCUUUAUACAAGGAACACGUUAACUCAUUUACUUAAAUUAACUCGCCUCUUGAGAUUGGCUCGAUUAUUUGCCAAAAUGGAUCGUUACUCACAAUACAGUUACAUUAUAUUAACUCUGCUUAUGUUAUUGUUUUCCUUGGUUGCUCACUGGUUAGCCUGUAUUUGGUAUGUAAUUGGAGUUGAAGAGAUUGAACAUAAUGAUGGAUCCUGGACUACGGGAUGGAUUCCCCAGCUUUCAAAUCGUUUAAGUUACGAUGUAUACAAUACAUCGGACAUGUACUCUGCCUAUACAACUGCCCUUUACUUCACAACAAGUAGCCUUACAAGUGUUGGUUUUGGUAAUGUUGCUGCUAAUACCAAUGCUGAGAAAAUAUUUUCAGUAUUCAGUAUGCUCAUUGGUGCUCUUAUGCAUGCUUUAGUCUUUGGUAAUGUUACUGCAAUUAUUCAAAGGAUCUAUGCCCGUCGAUCACAAUAUCAAACUAAGUUAUUAGAUUUGAAGGAAUUUUUUCGCCUCCAUCAAUUACCUAAACAAUUACGUCAACGGAUGACUGAAUAUUUUCAAACAACGUGGUCCCUCAACCAUGGUAUUGAUGCUAACGAAAUACUUCGUGAAUUUCCUGAUGAACUUCGUGGUGAUGUAUCAUUACACUUGCAUCGUGAAAUCCUUUCGUUACCAAUAUUCGAGACAGCCCCUCAGGGUUGUCUCAAAUUACUCUCACGUCUUAUUAAAAGUAAUUUCUGUGCUCCAGGGGAAUAUCUGUUACAUGAUGGUGAUGCACUUUCAUAUAUUUAUCUGGUUUGUAAUGGGUCAAUGGAAGUUUUGAAAAAUUCAAUGGUUGUGGCCAUCCUGGGUAAAGGUGAUCUUGUCGGCUGUGAUAUACCUUCCUCCUUAAAUCCAGAAGCCCUUAUCAAAUCAUCAAGCGAUGUUAAGGCAUUAACCUACUGUGACCUCAAAUCAAUUCACAUCAGUGGCCUAUUAGAAGUAUUAAAACUGUAUCCCGAAUUUGCUGAAACAUUUUGUGCUGAAAUUAUUCACGAUUUAACCUUUAACUUGAGAGAAAGUCAUGAUGAUGAUACUUAUGGAAUGGGAGGAGGACCUGGUGGAGGUCCAGGAGGAUACUUUGGUGGUGGAGGAGGAGGGGGUGGAAGCGCGGGUGGAGGUGGUGGUCAUGGAGGUCUUCAUCCGGCCCACUCUUUGACACUUCCAUCCAUCUCUGAGGAUGAUGAAGAUGACGAGGAAGAGGAUAGAAUGGAGGAUGGAGAGGAUGAGGAAGAGGGUGGAGAUGACCAAGGAAAUGAUGAAGAGGAUGAAGAGGAGGAGAAUGGUGACAAACGUCAUGCUAAAGGUGUCAAUGAAGGCUAUGAUGAUGAUGAAAGUGGAUCAGGUUCACCAGCGGUAUCACCACCACUUGGACUGAGAUCUCGAAAUCGUUCAGUUACUCAUAACUGGAAUUUAAUGUCCAAUGAUCAAAGUGCAGAGUUAAAUGAAUCACCUCUACAUGGUCAUUCACAUCAACCUAAAAAUCAAGUAUCAACUGCAAGAAGAUCAGCUUUACGCUUUACGGCCUCUCCAAUCGUUAAACCACAACAAAAUAAUUCACCAUCAAAUCGUAGAUCUACUCUUAAUUGUGAUGGAAAAGUUGAAAAGAAAGUGAAAAAUGAAGAUAAAUUGUUGAGAACUGAUUCCUCUUCAGAUCGUGAAUCGAUUGAUCGUAUUGAUGGACAAAUGAAUGUAAUUAGACAAGAUGUGGCUCGUUUAUCAAAUGAUAUGAGAUUAACUCUCACUUUAUUGCAAAAAUUAUGUUCCUCCGAUUCUAAUCAAAGGUCUCAAGGUAGAAGUAUUGAUAAAACUCAAUCUCUUGGUGAAUUGUCUGGUAAAUCGGAUCGAUCUCUCGGUUCAGCUCUCAGCACGGGAAGUGGACGUAAUGAAGUAGGAGGCUCAGUCAGUGGAUCAGCGUCUCUUGGUGGUCCUUUAUCGAUUGAUGAAUCAAUUAGUACCAUCAAUCGAUUGGGAAGUGGAAUUAACGGUUGCUCAGAACUAUCUGGUAAAUCUGUAUGUGGAGUUAAUGGAGCAAUUUGCUCUCUUGAAUCAAGCCUUCGAUUAUUAGAUGAUCCAUCCAAUUCUGAUUCUGUUAAUUCUUCUUUAAUCACUCAGCGUAAUAGCAACAUGAUUGAAACCAUAAAUAAUGUUAAUAGUGAUAAUAAUAAUCAUAAUGCAAAUUCUCAUUCUCUUCUUAAUUCUCGAACCUCAAGUGCUACUCAAACCGAUCGAUGCCUACUUGAUGAGUUACUUGCAAAGCUUAACGAGUCCAGUUCACCUCCGCCCAACUCGGGUUAUUCCUCAUCCUCAUCCAACGAAGACAAAGUUAGAUAUUUAAUGGGCUUACAUUGUAAUCGAACGGAAGACUCUGAAAGUAUAUCCGAUGAUUCAGUACUUAAAAAUUCAUUAACUAUUCAGAGUAUCACCUCAUCAAGAGAUGUUUCACCUUUCAAAGGUUCCCGAAACAGUUGGAAUAUGGGUCUAACUGAUUCUGGUUCAAGUCCAAUCCCAAUGGAACCAAAUCGCGGAUCUGGUUUACAAUCAACUUCAUCGAGUGGACAAUUCGUUGGAGGCAAUGGAAGUGGAUUGAGGUCCAAUCAAUUGACAGGCUCUACCAGUGAUGGUAGAGACCAUUGCGCUAUUAACAUUGAUUAUACUUUAACAUCGUCAUCAUCAACAUCAACAACUCCAACAACCACAACCGCAACAUCUUCAAUUAGACGCAAAUUAUCAACUGAAUUAUAACGUUCAACUAAUGAGCAUUACAUUUAAUUUUAUCAUUCACUAAUAUUGAUGUAAAUUUAUUUUACCAUCUCGCAUUAUCAUUAUGUAACUAUUAUUACUUGUUAAACAAUGACCUUUUCAUAUUAAUGAUGUUGUUGAUGAUGAUGGGCGUGAUUUAGAAUGAAUUCAAUCCAAUUGCCCUAAUUGAAUGUUGCCUUGACUAACAAUUUUCUGAUAAUUGCUAUGUUUUUUGAUUGAUUACUUCGUUGAUUAUUAAGAUUUUUUUCUCUAUACUUCACUCUCUGAUUCGAGUUUGAAGAAUAGAGGUAAUGGUGAUAAUUUAUAAUAGUGAAUUUAAUAAAUGAUGAUGAUGAGGGAAAUAAUGUGUAUGAUGAAAAGGUGCUGAUGACAGUUGUAACUGGUUUUUUUUCUCGGACGAUUGAUUGAUUGAUUGUUAAUAUCUAGAAAUAAUAAGAAAUGAAAAUAAUGUUAUAGUGAUACCAUUUGUUCUGAGAAUUUCAUUUUCGUCUUAUCCAAAACUUUAUAUGCAUGUCAAUUAUGAUCCAUAUUUGAUUACUAUUCUUACAGCAAAGGCAAUUAAAUUGUUUUCACAGACAAUCAGGAUUGUUCCCGAUUUCAUAUUGGAAGUCAAUUAUUACGAAAAAACAAAUGAAAAAAACUUGUUUCUACCCUGAAAUAUACUCUUUUUGAAUCUUUUUUGCAAAUAAAAUACAAAGAAAUUAUUAUGCCAAA
This is a messenger RNA of Tetranychus urticae (two-spotted spider mite), 5450 nucleotides long. It is a transcript of the gene Elk, whose product is annotated as Eag-like K[+] channel. Gene Ontology annotation, cellular component: plasma membrane. The record is from RefSeq and is a predicted model, not a curated record. NCBI's taxonomy places the organism in Eukaryota, Metazoa, Arthropoda, Arachnida, Trombidiformes, Tetranychidae. Gene Ontology annotation, molecular function: voltage-gated potassium channel activity. Gene Ontology annotation, biological process: potassium ion transmembrane transport; regulation of membrane potential.